AUGGCCCUGGCCAACCUCACAGGCGGCCCUCAGUUCCUGCUCCUUGGCCUGAUGGAGGAUGCCACAGACGACCACCCGCUGUUGUUCCUGCUCUUCCUCAGUGUCUACCUGCUCAACGCCCUGGGCAAUCUGAGCAUGGUGGUGCUGGUGAGGUGCGACGGGGCUCUGCGCUCCCCCAUGUACUACUUCUUGGGUCACCUGAGUCUGGUGGACGUCUGCUUUACCUCGGUCACGGUGCCCCGCCUGCUGGCCAGCCUGCUGCUUCCGGGCCAGGCCGUGUCCUUCGGGGCGUGCUUUGCCCAGAUGUACUUCUUCGUGGCGCUGGGCAUCACGGAGAGCUACCUCCUGGCAGCCAUGUCCUACGAUCGCGCGGUGGCCGUGUGCCGGCCGCUGCGCUAUGGCGCGGUCCACUCGCUGCUACACACGCUGCUCAUCUCCGCGCUCUCCUACCCGCCCCGCGCCCCGGUGCGCCACUUUUUUUGCGACAUGACGGUGAUGCUGAGCUUGGCCACCUCGGACACGUCUGCCGCGGAGACUGUCGUCUUCUCCGAGGGCCUAGCGGUGGUGCUGGCCCCGCUGCUCCUCGUGUCCCUGUCCUACGCGCAAGGCCUGGUCGCCGUACUCCGAGUGCGGUCAGCAGGGGGCCGGCGCCGCGCCUUCUCCACCUGCGGUGCCCACCUGGUGGUGGUGUCGCUUUUCUUUGGCUCUGUGCUCUCGGUCUAUUUCCGGCCGUCCUCUGCCUAUUCUGCGCGCUACGACUGCCUGACUAGUGUGGUCUAUGCAGUGGUCACACCGACCUUGAACCCUUUUAUCUACAGUCUUCGCAACAAAGAGGUCAAGGGAGCUCUGAAAAGGGGGCUCAGGCGGAGAGCAGCACUCCAAGAAGUGUAA
This is a messenger RNA of Fukomys damarensis (Damara mole-rat), 891 nucleotides long. Its product is annotated as olfactory receptor 1L4. Gene Ontology annotation, molecular function: G protein-coupled receptor activity; olfactory receptor activity. Gene Ontology annotation, cellular component: membrane. NCBI's taxonomy places the organism in Eukaryota, Metazoa, Chordata, Mammalia, Rodentia, Bathyergidae. The record is from RefSeq and is a predicted model, not a curated record. The transcript has 2 exons. Bases 1 to 891 code for a protein of 296 amino acids. Gene Ontology annotation, biological process: G protein-coupled receptor signaling pathway.